UCAUUUGACUUCCUGUUAUUGAGCGGGUGACCACACCUGGGAGGAUCUAAACGCGCACUCCUGACGUUGAAGUACGUUCAGGGGAGAAUUCCAGACUGAAAGUGAUGUCUUCAUCUUCCCUCCUCUUCCUCUUUCUGUUCGUUGUACCGUUGGACGGGGUCGCAGACUGCGAGACCAGCUUCCGGUCGGGUAAGGACGGCUUCGUCCUGGACGUGGAGGACGCGGUGAAAGAGGGCGCGGUGAUAUUGGCCGUUGAGCACGCGCCCACAAUGGCCGACUGCCGGCGAGCGUGCUGCGCGAAUACCCUUUGUAACAUCGCGCUUUUGGAGCAGCACGACGUGCCCGACCACUUUACAUGCACCCUCUUCGACUGCGUUCACAGAAAUCAGUUUGUGUGCCGGUUCGUCAAGCGCACGGUCUACCGGAGCUUCAUCAGAGAGACCGAGUACCAGAAGUACCUGGAAGGCCCGCUGGGACCAGGUGAGCAGGCACCGCCCAUUGCCAACGCGGGGCGUGACAAAGUUGUCCAACCAGGAGCCACUGUGACCCUGAACGGCAUCGAGAGUCUGGCUGUUGGCGACGCCCACAUCGUUGACUAUCACUGGACUGUGCAGAGCGCAGAAAAUGAUGUCAUUCUGGAGACGACGAACCUGCCCGACCAGGUGCAGCUCUCCAACAUGCUACCGGGUCACUACCACCUCCGCCUGACUGUCACUGAUUCCAACGACCAUUCACACAGUGCCGAGGUUGGCGUGCUCGUCUUGAAUCCUCAGCUGUCUGCCUUGUACUGUUUAGCACCAGAGAAAGCGGGGCCGUGCCGUGCCGCCUUUCCUCGCUGGCGUUACAAUGCCGACACAGGCGAGUGUCAGCUGUUUGGUUUUGGAGGUUGUAAAGGGAACCGCAACAACUUCCUGUCAAAAGAUGAGUGUGUAAAGGCCUGUGCUGGAGUCACAGUGACAUCAUCUGAUCACCUGCGCAUCGCUCUGCCAUCUGGUGAAGUGUGUGGCACUGGAUGUCUACCUGGUCAGCUGACCUGCAGUAGUGGUUGCUGUGUGGACAAAAGUCUGGAGUGUGAUGGCGUAACUCAUUGCAGUGACGGUUUAGAUGAGGACCACUGCAGCCAAAUCAAUCAGACGUUCUCUCGGUUGCUUGACAUCGACAUCAAUCAGCGAAAAGCCCGGUGCCUGGAACCCCCCCGCACAGGCCCAUGUCGCGCCAGCCACACACGCUGGUACUACGACCCGCUCAACACACACUGCCGGCAGUUCACGUUUGGCGGCUGUAACGGAAACGACAACAACUUUGUAAAGGAGACUGAGUGUGAUCACACCUGUCACGGCGUGACUGAGCGAGAUGUGUUCGCCAAAGGAAUGUUUCAACGCUUUGAAGAAGAAGAAAAAAGUGACUCAGGCUCCAUUGCACUGGCGGUGGUUAUUUCGGUGGGCAUCUUGGUUCUGCUGGCAAUCCUGGCCUACUGUUUCCUGAAGUCCAGGAGAAAGCGCGCACAGCAGAACGUCCCCACAAGACCCGCCCAGCAGGCUACUGAGCAGUACACGCUGGUUUACAACAGCACCACCCACCCUGAGUGAUGUCAUCUCGGCCGCAAUGUUAUUUUUGCUGGUCAGGGUUUGAAUAAUGAAAUACUUUAUUGUAAACUUUAAAGCUGCAUCCUAUUUUCUUAUUAAACUUUUGUACAAAUAAAA
Molecule: messenger RNA, 1703 nt
Organism: Nerophis ophidion (straightnose pipefish)
Lineage: Eukaryota; Metazoa; Chordata; Actinopteri; Syngnathiformes; Syngnathidae
Product: kunitz-type protease inhibitor 1-like
Exons: 10
Coding region: 105-1589 (494 amino acids)
Molecular function (GO): protein binding; serine-type endopeptidase inhibitor activity
Source: RefSeq, a predicted model, not a curated record